UCGUUCUUUCGUUCUUUCGUUCUUUCGUUCUUUCGUCAUAUAUUUAUGCAACUUAUUUGUUUGCUCAUAGCUUGACCAUUCGGUUGACGCCAAAGCCAUCGAGCCACCAGACAUCAACGAUGCAAAAUAUCAUUCCAGUAAGAGCUGGUUUGGUAAACAAGUCGGUAAAAUUGAAUUCGAGGUUGAUAACGCUAAGCACCAGCUGAAAACGAAGUACAAAAGGGCUUACGAUGUGUUCCAGCAAGUGAAGACAUACUUUAGUAUAGUAACUGGUUAUGCUGGAGCAGCAUAUACGAUUUACCGUGUGGUCGACAAGUUUAAGCAAUGCGACACGGCGUAUGAAGAAGCCGAGAAGGCUGUCAAGGAAAUGAGGAAAGCCAAAGAGAAGAUGGACGAGAUAUACGACGCUACGGUUGCAGCAAGACAACAGAUGUAUGAUGCACGUGACUUUUUGAAGAGCAACCUGACCGAAGGAGUCUUCGUAGACGACCUCACGGAGCUGAAGGACAAUCUUGAUCUUAUCAAAGGUGAUGGUAUUGAUCAACAAUUCCUAGACGUGCUGGCCGCCAUUCACAGAUACGUCACGGAGGCUCCCAAAUCCAAAGAUUCUACUUUUUACAAAACAGAGCGGCUCCUGCGAAUGUUGUAUGAAAACCUUUAUCAGCUUCCAAAGUACUAUAACUGCUAUACUGAUAAGGUAGCAGUAGUAAGGUUGACAUUCUUCUCAAAAAGUGUGAAGUCUGCCAGGCUGUUAUAGAUGGUGUUUGUUUCAUGAGGAAUAGAGGGAUUAAAGAUAAAGACAUCCAUGAAGAACUCUACCCACAAUAUACAUUGAAGGAGAUUAAAAGCAUCAAAUGCUCCUAAUCUAAAGUUGAGUGGUGAUGCCGGAGAGAUGAUGCUGAAAUAUAGGUUCCUGGAUCUAUAAACCGUCGAAUGGUUCCAUCCAUAUAUAUAUCAUAAUUAUUUCAAUGAAUUGCAUGCGUAUUUCAAAUAAAUAAAAGUCUUCACUCAUC
Molecule: messenger RNA, 1013 nt
Organism: Actinia tenebrosa (Australian red waratah sea anemone)
Lineage: Eukaryota; Metazoa; Cnidaria; Anthozoa; Actiniaria; Actiniidae
Source: RefSeq, a predicted model, not a curated record